This is a messenger RNA of Penicillium maclennaniae, 186 nucleotides long. RefSeq lists its product as uncharacterized. Bases 1 to 186 code for a protein of 61 amino acids. The record is from RefSeq and is a predicted model, not a curated record. Lineage: Eukaryota; Fungi; Ascomycota; Eurotiomycetes; Eurotiales; Aspergillaceae. The transcript has a single exon.
AUGAAUAGGCCCCGGCGGCAGGGUAUUAUCAAGAAGGUCAUGCAGCAGGAUGUGCUAUAUCUUCUCAUUGUCAAUUUGCCAACUGUGGAGGAAGUGCAGGACUCAGUUACGCGCUUGGAGAGUCUUGUGGAACAACAGCAGACGGGGCAGCUGGUCCUUCUCACUAGUCAUCAAAUCCAUGUGUGA